GAAAGAGGGAAGGGUAGAAAACUAGAGAGAGAGGAAAACAUUUCUCCCGACUUGAUCCCGCCAUAGUUUUCCCCCACUCUUCCACCGUAGACCCAUCAUCAAAUCCACCCAGUACAACCCACCUCCUCCACAGUGCGGUAGAGGGCCAUAGGCUGCUGCUUUGUACGUCUGUCGGGGCCGACUGCAAGUCAAGGGAUUUCAUUUCUUCUCCUGCUCCACUUAAUCAACUGGAUUUACAGAUAAAUUCAAUACCAUCUGUUUUUACACUUUUGAAAUCUCAUUUAAUUCUCUGUCGAGAAUUAACACUUGUCCCCUUUUGUAUUCUUUUUUUAAGUCUUCUUUAUCUUUUUAUAUAGUCUUGCGAUCCAGCGUGAUUUCUACUUUCAGUUAGUGUUGCAAGUGUGACAAUAUCUUGUUGCUCUAUUAGCGAAUACAGGAGAGAAACUUUUUUUUUGCUGGCUUGAUUUGAGUUAUCAUCGGGUUUGGCUUUUUCGGUUUUGGACUCGGAAAACACAAUUUCCACCAUGCACAAGCUAUACAUUGGGAAUCUAGGCGACAGCGUGACCGCCGAGGACUUAGGAAAAACCUUUGACGACCACAAGAUCCCAUACUCUGGACAGUUUCUAAUGAAAACCGGCUAUGCGUUUGUGGAUUGUCCGGACGAUCACUGGGCCAUGAAGGCAAUCGAGACGUUUUCUGGUAAAGUGGAACUUCAUGGGAAACGCAUUGAGGUCGAGCACUCCGUCCCCAAGAAGCAAAGGACCAGGAAACUGCAGAUCAGAAACAUUCCACCUCACCUACAAUGGGAGGUGCUGGAUGGUCUGUUGGCCCAGUGUGGAACUGUAGAGAACUGUGAACAAGUGAACACAGACAGUGAGACUGCAGUGGUUAAUGUCACAUAUGCAUCCCGGGAGCAUGCCAGGCAAGCCAUCCAGAAGCUGAAUGGAUACCAGUUUGAGAACAAUGCCUUGCGCGUCUCCUACAUCCCCGAUGACAUCUCUGAGCUGGAGGGAGGCCAGCGGGGGCCUGACAAUGGCCGGCGCCCCGGUUAUGGGCCUCGCGGCGGGCCCCGCGGGGGUUCCCCGAGCUCCGGGAUGCCCUCCAAACCUCCACACGCCGACAUCCCGCUGAGACUGCUGGUACCCACUCAGUAUGUCGGAGCCAUCAUCGGCAAGGAGGGAGCCACCAUACGCAACAUCACCAAGCAGACACAGAGCAAGAUCGAUGUGCACCGCAAAGAGAAUGCAGGUGCUGCUGAGAAGCCAAUCAGCAUCCACUCCACCCCUGAGGGCUGCUCAGCCGCCUGCCGCAUGAUCCUGGACAUCAUGCACCAGGAGGCUAAAGACACCAAGACUGCUGAUGAAGUUCCUCUGAAGAUCCUAGCUCACAACAACUUUGUGGGACGCCUGAUUGGGAAGGAGGGACGCAACCUGAAAAAAGUCGAGCAGGACACAGACACCAAGAUCACCAUCUCCCCUCUUCAGGACCUGACGCUGUACAAUCCAGAGAGAACCAUCACAGUUAAAGGCUCUAUUGAAGCCUGCUGUCAGGCCGAGGUGGAGAUCAUGAAGAAGGUCAGAGAGGCCUACGAGAAUGACAUUGCUGCUAUGAAUCAACAGACCCACCUGAUCCCCGGGCUCAACCUGGGUGCUCUGGGCCUCUUCCCCUCUUCCUCCAAUAUGCCCCCCCCUCCGCCUGGAAAUGCUGUAACCGGUGCCCCCUAUGGCUGCUUUGGGGCUCCAGAGCAGGAGACGGUCCAUGUAUACAUCCCAGCACAGGCAGUGGGAGCCAUCAUCGGAAAGAAGGGACAGCACAUCAAACAGCUGAGCCGCUUCGCUGGGGCCUCCAUCAAGAUCGCCCCAGCUGAAACUCCCGACUCUAAAAUGAGGAUGGUGAUUGUGACAGGACCCCCUGAGGCUCAGUUUAAGGCUCAGGGCAGAAUCUAUGGGAAACUGAAGGAGGAGAACUUCUUUGGGCCAAAGGAGGAGGUCAAACUUGAGACUCACAUCAAGAUGGCCGCAGCCGCUGCAGGAAGGGUCAUUGGAAAAGGAGGCAAGACGGUGAAUGAGCUGCAGAACCUGACAGCAGCUGAAGUGGUGGUCCCCAGGGAACAGACACCUGAUGAAAAUGACCAGGUCAUCGUUAAGAUCAACGGACAUUUCUACGCCAGCCAGUUGGCUCAGAGGAAGAUUCGGGACAUCCUGACCCAGGUCAAACAGCCACAGAAAGGCGGGAUGGCCAUGAGCCCCGGCCCUCAUACCCAGGGCUUCACAGAGAUGGGCAGUCCUACGCAGGGUCUGACUCAAGACCACCAGCCACGCAGGAAGUGAGGGUCCCCGCAUCCUCCUUAAACGCCGUGGGGCACCCCUGCCUGACGGACAGACAGACAGACAGACACAUGCAUGGACGGAUAGACAGACGGACGGAUACAGGAGAGCGACACACGGACCCAGCGAUAGACAGGGAGAGAUAUAAAGAGGGAGGGAGUAUGCCCGAUAGCCAGAGAGAAAGAGAGGUGUUUAGAGAGAGGGAGAGAUGAAUAAAAUCAAAAGAUGAAAUGAAUUAAAACGAGGAUUAAGAUUAAAAGAAACUUGAGAACAGAGACCAGAUGCCAGGCCAGAAGAAACACUGACUGAAGAUGGAGGGAUAAAGGAAAGGAGGGAUGGAGAGAGGGAGGGGUGGUGUCCUCCUAGUGUGCCUUUGUAGGACUGCAGCCAGCUCCUCAUCUGUUGAAACUCCAACAGAUCCUGCAUCAGACAGGUUUAAACAACAGGGGCAACAUUAUUCACCGUGUGAGGUGGAGCCUCACCUGUCCACAUGCGCUCAGAUCUAGUGCAGAUGGGUGAGGCUGGCUGGAAAAAUCCAUUUUUCCUGAGACACACUAGCAGGGACCCACUUGCCCCUCCGUCGCCCCCUACAGACCUCUCCAACCAUCUGCAGUCAGUCCUAUAUUUUAAGGGUGGUUUUUUUAAACAUAGAGAUAUAUGUAUAGAAAUGUUUUAUUCAGAGCUAUUAUUGAUAAUAUGCAGUGAGGCGGAGAUGGGAGAGGGAGCAGGGAAACUGCUGCAGUGGCGCAGAGGGAUAGGUCACAGGUCUGGCGCUAGCCACACCCACCCCCAACCCCUGAGCCAAUGAGAGUCUGAAAGAGGGGCCGCAGAUGUUAACACUGCUCUUUAAAGACCUCUCUGAAUAGCGGAGAGAUUAGAAAAAAGAGAAAAAAGAAGAAAAUAUGAGGUUGUAAAUAUAUAAUCUUCAUGUAAAUGUUAAGAAAUGCUGCGUCUGGCCGUCUUGCCUUUCCUGUAAAGGGGUCUUCUGUAUAUUUCCCAGUCCCUUGUCUAUGAAAUGUAGCAUAAUGUAGCCUACAACAAGGCCGGGGGCUGGGGAGGCACUGAGCACCCCCCUCCACAUUUAGCCGUGUGGCGGAAGGCGCAGCAAGAGACAGUAAGGGGAGCUGAGGUCGCAGCUGGUCCUGCAGUUCUAUUGCAGCGGCUAAGCUCACACACGUGAAACCAUUAUUAAACAACGUAAACAGCCAGCAGCUAUGCCAGCUGGCUAGCGGCCCGCACCUUAAAUGGCAUAUUUUAUAUAUAUUAUAUAUAUAUGAUAUGUGAGUUAGCCCGGCCCCUUUGGUGAAUGUAUUGAAGGCAGGGAGUCAGGUGUGAGGUUUUGCUACACCUGUAUGAAAAAGUCCUGCAUUGACAGACAGACAAGGUGUGUCUGAGACUUUCUGAUCAUUGCCGCCUUCUAGCGCUGGAUUCUCAAGGCCAGUCUUGGACAGGAUGGCAUUCUCCUCAGAGAAGCUGGGGUCUUUGAGACCAUUUUUGUUUCUGACAAACAUGGCCUCUGAUGCUUGUAGUACUAAAUAAAAUCCGAGGCUGGCCUCAGCCGCGCGCCGCAACCAAAAAGGCGAAGUCUUCCAAACCUCCUUGCCUUGAGCUCAGAGAAGGUAAAAUCAGACUGAAGGGGAGCGGCUUCCUCGUUCUCUCUCCCAAUCUGCCGAAGGCCUGUGGGCGGAGCCUCCAGACCCUGCCUGCGUAUGAUAAUGAGGGGCGGGGUCUACGCCUGGACGCUCUCGCCAAGAUUAGAACAGAUUAGAGAAGAAAUGAAAAAGAAAAAAACCUACCUCAGGGUAAAGUUACCUCAGUAUUCCUAACUUUUUUUUGCUUGCUGGUGUUUUAUAUAAGAAGAAAAAAAGAAAAGAAGAGCUGAUAGUCCUGAAUAUUUUUAUUUUUUUAAGGAAAAAAGUAUUUUUUUUUAGGUAUUGUCUUGUUGCUUUGGUUAUUUUUUUCUGUUUUUUUUUGGUGUGAUGAUGGUUGAAUGAGCUCAGGAUGAUGAAGAGGCAGUGUUUUUUUUUUCAAAGUAGAGGCAGAUAAAAUGCGGCGAGGAAAUGCGUUGACUGUCAUUUUGCCUUUUUUAGGUGAGAAAACAUGCUCUCUGUUUUCCUGAAGUGUGACUGGAGUAGCUGUUGUCUGAAACGAAAAAUUGGCCAAUGGGGAGAGGUAUUAACUCGAGAGGGGGUCCUAAAGUGCACAUGGUCACUGAACAUGCCACUGGGGUCACUUUACUGAGCUCAUGCCAUCAUAGGGGGUGUUACUAAUGAUUUCUAUCAUGCAGAACGACUUGCACAUUCAGACAACUUCAUCCUCAGGUCACAUGAAAUCACUGCGAGUCCCUUUUCUUGUGGCUACUGGCCCAACCUGAAGGACCCUCUUCUCCUGCCUUAUUGUGAUGACAUCAUCAUGAAGCUCCAAACAUUAUGAGAGGGCUCUAAGUGUUCAAAAUAACAGCGAGAGGUUUCUCACCCUUAAAGGAGACAUGUGAAAGUGAGCUUUCAAGCCAAAUAUCACACUGUCUGUCUUUACCUUUCUCACCUGGAGGCUGGGAACUUGUCAGAUCAGAGCUGUGUUGAACGCAGCAGUAGUGGUCCAUCUACAGCGUAACUGUACAUGGAGACAGGAGAGGGCAUUCUACCUACACACAAACACAGACACACACACACACACACACAUACACACACACCUGAACUAGCUCUGACUUCUCUGAAUGUGAAUAUUUAUUACCUGUGCACUGACCACGACACCUCAGAUGCUCCCUGUUGGCUACGUGUGUGUGUGUGUGUGUGUGUGUGUGUGUGUGUGUGUCUGUGUGUGUGCGUCUGUGUGUGUGUGUGUGUGUGUGUGUGUGUGUGUGUGUGUGUGUAUAUGUGUGUGAGUGAGUGAAAGUGAAUGCAGGUGUGUGUUUGUUUGUGUUCACUGGUUUUAAAUGUUCAUUUUUGUCAGGGGAUGUGGUUGGGUGAAACUUGGAAAAAAGCAGAAAAAAGUAAGACCAGAACCUAUGGCCCUCCGUCUGUGUUCCAACUGACGGAGGACGGAGAAAUCCGAGAACCUUUAAAAAAAAAAAAAAAAAAAAAAAAAAAAAAAAUGGGAGCAAAAAAGAAAAAGCAAGAGAGUUUAAAAACAACAGUAACUCAGCUGAAUAAUAGAUUAAUUCCUGUACAUAAACUAUUGAAAAAGGUGAUCACAAUACUUUUGUAUUUUUGGAGAAAAAAGCAUAAAAAAUCAAAAUGGGAAAAGCCGUUGAGAGAGGAAAGAUUGCGCCAAGCCAAGUCACCGAGGGACACUGCCAGAUAGCUCACAAUCUUUUUAUUGUCUUACCUGUGCUCGGCAUCAUACACCACCAGCUUUCAUCGGCUACCCCACCAGCUCACCAUCAAACAGGGAAAAGUCUAUUCUAUUGUGUCUAUGCUUCCAUUUUUGUCCAGAGGUGGUAACUUCACAGCUCAACAUGUCAUCCUGUGUCAAGUUUCCACCUCUUCCCAAACCAUAGAGCUCUGUUCACGACCACCAAGACAUUUAGGAUUCGUUAUUCAGCCUGCAGCCAUUUGGAUUGGUUAGAAUUCAUGUGUUUUUUUUUUUUUUUUUUUUUUGCUUUAUCUAGUUUUGACAAUACAGCAAGCUUUAUUUGGAUGUGACAUCUGGGGACGUAUUGUUGCACUAAUUGAUGAAAUAUGUCGACAACGUCUAACUAUCGAAACGACUGAGAACCUCCUGUAACACCUGAUGCAGUUCUUUAAAGAAAAAGGUGGAGAGUGACGGGAGGAGGAGAAGGAAGGAGGAGAGGUGGUCCAACAUUUGGGACGGGAUGUAGCGAGGAACCUCUCCCUCCCAUUCUUUCAACAAGUAAAUUCCACUGUCUUCUCUCCUAUCACUUCUUCUCGUCUCGUCUGUACUCUAGGAGAAGAGUGAGAUGUUUUUAUUUACUUUUAUUAAAAAAAAAAAAAAAAUCAUUUCAUUUUUGGAGCGGGCAGGAACGUCAGGGUCCCUCGCCCUCUCUUCCGCUGGUCUUCACCGUGUUCGUUUCGCUCAAUUCUGUUCAAGACCUUUCUAUUUCUUACUUUAACCACCUUUUUUUUUUCUCACUAUCGUUCCGACUCUCUUUUUGGAAAAAUGAAAAUAGUUGAAUUUGAUAAUGUUUUGUUCUUUUUUUUUUUUGAAUGCACAAAUCUAUUAACAGAACAGUUACUAAAUACACUGAACUACUAACAUGUAGGUCAGUACAUGACAGUAACUGUGCCAAACACACAGGAAGGGGCUCAGUCCAAAAUGCAGCGUUGAGCCAUUUUGAGCAAAUAACUUGCAACGCUGAACAUAAGGUCUAACGAUAACUUCAGCAGUAUUUCAGAAUGAAAGUUACCACUUUCAGAUGGUGGUAUCUCAUCUUGGAACUGAACUCUUCUCAUCUUUUUUUUUUGUAUGUACAGUAGAGACAGUAGAGAGAAAACAUUUUAGGGUUGUUGUGUCUCCACACAGGAAAAGAAAAAGAAACUGAGACACACACCAUGCUACCUGGGGCUGUAAACACAGCUCACAUAAAUCGUAGCCUGCAUCCUGACAGGGACAGAAAUCAGUAGAUCUUUCUUAUGUUUCAUCUGGUUUUCCUCUCCGAUGUGAGGAAAUCAGAUGUGGAUCAUUUCUGGGCCCAAAAGUGAACACUGUCCUUUUUUAUGCAAGUUUCGUGAUAUAUUGAUAAGUUGCAUCAGCUAGUUGGACAGAGUUUGGCAGUGUGAGGUGCCACACAGUCAUCAAACUUAGAUGAUUUUGUCGUAUCAUGCUUAUUCCAAGACUGUUUCACCCCAUUUUCUAUAAUUUGCUACGUAAUAUUACUGCUGACCAUUUUCUAAAACAUAUCAUCAAUCAUAUAUAUGUUUAUAUAGCAAAACUUACCAUCAGAUUUAGAUUUGUGAAAUUUAAUCUGCUGGUUUUCAUUUAUUUCACUACGAUAAGAAAAUCAACUAGACUUGAGAAAUGCUAGAGUUAGAUCAUGGUUCACAUUGAACAAGUCUGGACCAUGACCCCUUCGGGGGCCCCUGGGCAAAUAAAAAAAAAAAAAAAAAUUGCUGUAGGGCCGCCAGUGGGCACAGCUCCACCCUUCCUCCAGAGUGCUCCGAGAGGAGGGGAGGAGUUGAUAUUGCUCUCUGAUGACUGCGGGCUCAUCACCACAAGUGACCCCCUUCACAUUUCCCUGAGUCAUCUGAUCCAUUGUUAAUAUACAAAUGCUAAUUAUAGCAGCUUUAAGUCUCUGCAACCUGACUGCCAUAGUGUAAUGAAAUGCAUGGAGAGUAGAGGAAAAGCCCAUCAGUGUAAAAUACUACGGCGUGCUUUAGAACAUGGUCAGCAUCACUGUAGAGUAUAUGCUGUGAAUGGGCAAAAAACACACUGGUAUUGUCCUUUUAUUUAAAGAUGGAAUCUUGGAAAUGCAGACUUUAGGGUAAACUAUCUUGCUCAGUUUCUUGUUUGUGGCAGCAGAGCGCAGCUUUGCUUUAUAGACCUAACAGCAUGUAGCUCAGCCCUGACAGAUGACAGACAGAAAAAAACCAGACAGUCUCCAAGCUCUCGUGAGGACAGUUUGCCAUAAAACACUUUCAGAUAUCCCCCGUCCCUCAGCAGAAAUGGGCUCAGAGUCUCGACACAGAGACCUGGCAGAGGGACACGCUACCGAGACAAAACAAAAAAACCUCUGACACAUAACUAGGAACGCUACCUCAGCACAUAAGCAAACUCAGCUAGAAGAUUGUUUCUUUUAUUUUCUUUUAUUGCAAACAGACAAGAGCAAACAGUCAGUCACUCAGUCGGACAGACGUGCAGACAGAAAGGACGGACAGUCUAUGUUACAGUCGCAAUUAUUUUCUUUUUCCACUCUUUAAUUUAUUUUUCGGUAUUUGAAAUGUUACCUCUCCAGCUUAGAGAUGGGACUGUAAAAAUAAAUAAGUAAAUUAAAUAAAACGACAAAAAAGACAAAAAAACCCAAUAUGGAUACAUUGUGGUGCAGGGUGGCGAGGGCAGCUGGGACGAGGAUUUUCUUCAUGUGUCGGGCAGGAUCUUAAGUAACCGGAUUGGUCCACGUCUGGGCCAAUCAUAACGAGGUGUUAACACUUUCUAUUUUACAAAUGUACUUGUUUAAAGCUGAUUAUAGUCAGUAACCUCACUUUGUAUCACAACUUAACGCCACUGUUUUUUGACCUGUCUCCGACAGCUAAAAUGACCCACAAUCCUCUUUCAGCUCCGUCCUGCAGCUCCACUUCCCCUCCCUCUGAUUUCAUCUUUCUGACUCAAAGGGGCACGACACCUGUAACCAUGUAAUUGUUUUGAUGAUCUACCUCUUAGGAAAAAAAUAGAUAAAUGGUAAUUUUUUUUUUUUUUUGAAAAAGGACACAAAAAUAACAAAAAUAACAAAAAAAAAAAGUUGCUUGAAAGAAAUAUAGGUAAAUGAAUAACUGGGUAGCGGCAUCUCCAUAUACUGUAGUGGAUAGUCUAUUAAAGGAAAAAUCUUUUACUUCUUCCAAAGAUGAUUUUGUUUUCUUUCUCCAUUUUUAGUUGUUUUUGAAAGGAUUAUGAAAUGGAAUAAUAAACUGACAGGGGGAGACAAAAGCUUACCAUCUGUUUUUUGAUUUUCUUCUUUAAAAAACCCAACAUAAAUGAGAUUUCUUUAUCCAAUUUGCAUUUCUUUUUUUCAUUUCAUUAAACUUACACUUUUUAAAAUUUCAAAAUAUUCUUCAUGUUUUGUUUUGGUUGACUUCUAAUUUUCUCUUUUUUAUGACAGCAGAUUGUAUCUCUUGUGUUUGGGUGCAUUUAGCAUUUUCUUUCUCUCUGUGAAAAGCCUACAGUUAGAGCGCCCUGCGAGGACCUUCUACACUGAUCGAUGAUCUAUUUUCACUUCUAAUGAUUUGUUUGAAAAAGCAAAAGGACCUGUUGUUUUAGCUGACUGUGUUGCUGCGUGUGGAAGGAGGGAGGCCAUGUGUCAUAUGUGUCCUUCUCAUGCCACCCAGACUUGGAUUCAAAUAGAAAUAACCCGAUCUGGGCUUGGCCUCAAAAUGGAAAAUUCAGAUCUCCAUGUGCCCCGAUGUGCAGCCAUGUCGAGACUCUUUACUAAUGUCCCAGCAACCUAGAGGCAAUGUGAGAGGAGUUGAGUCUCCCUCCUUCCACCAGAUGGCGCCUUUGGUCUUCACUGUAUAUGGACUUUCACUCUGCCUGCCUGAUUCCUUUAGUCCUCAUCAACACUUGUUUAAACUCCUUGUAAACAAAACAGA
This is a messenger RNA of Xiphias gladius (swordfish), 9586 nucleotides long. It is a transcript of the gene igf2bp1, whose product is annotated as insulin-like growth factor 2 mRNA binding protein 1. The record is from RefSeq and is a predicted model, not a curated record. Gene Ontology annotation, biological process: nervous system development; regulation of gene expression. Bases 525 to 2330 code for a protein of 601 amino acids. Lineage: Eukaryota; Metazoa; Chordata; Actinopteri; Istiophoriformes; Xiphiidae. Gene Ontology annotation, molecular function: mRNA 3'-UTR binding. The transcript has 15 exons. Gene Ontology annotation, cellular component: nucleus; cytosol; cytoplasm.